This is a messenger RNA of Daldinia loculata, 1318 nucleotides long. RefSeq names its product ubiquitin carboxyl-terminal hydrolase. Gene Ontology annotation, biological process: protein deubiquitination; ubiquitin-dependent protein catabolic process. Gene Ontology annotation, molecular function: cysteine-type deubiquitinase activity. The coding region runs from base 231 to 977 and encodes 248 amino acids. The transcript has 2 exons. The record is from RefSeq and is a predicted model, not a curated record. Gene Ontology annotation, cellular component: cytoplasm. Lineage: Eukaryota; Fungi; Ascomycota; Sordariomycetes; Xylariales; Hypoxylaceae.
GGGGCAAUAUGUACAACGAUUAUUCAGACUGAUACUAAAUACCAAACCUUUCCUCGGAUUAGAUUAGAUAGACUCUUGCAAGAGACAAGACUUCCUUCAAGAACCCAUAAUUCUUAUAACAGAUCUGAGCUACUACUCGGUUCGAUCCGUUCAUACAUUCCCUAUCCACUAUCUAACCAACCAGCCAACCAACCAACCCAACACUACCACAAGCAAGCAAGCCAGGCACCAUGUCAACAACAACCAACCCCGACCCAUCCCCCGGCUCCCUAGCCUUCGUCCCCCUCGAAGCGAACCCCGAGCUCAUGACCUCCCUUCUGCACAAACUAGGCCUAAGCCAAGCCCUCCAGAUCCACGACGUAUACUCCAUUACCGAGCCCGAACUACUCGCCUUUGUGCCGCGACCCGCCCUCGCUCUGCUCCUCGUGUUCCCCGUCUCGGCAACAUACGAAUCGCACCGGAUGGCCGAAGACGCAGGCGUUCCAGAGUACACCGGCAGCGGCGACGAAGAGCCCGUGCUCUGGUACAAGCAGACGAUCCGCAACGCGUGCGGGCUGAUGGGCCUGCUGCAUGCCGUGUCGAACGGGCCCGCGCGGGGCUUCAUUGAACCCAACACCCCCCUCCACCGCCUCCUAACCGCCUCCACACCCCUCCCCCCCGCCCAGCGCUCCGCCCUUCUAGAACGCACCCCCGAGCUCGCCGCCGCGCACCAAGAAGCCGCGAGCCGGGGCGCGACAGCCGCGCCCGACGCCCAAGACGACGUGGACCUGCACUACGUGUGUUUCGUGAAGGCGGAGGACGGCACCCUGUGGGAGCUCGACGGCCGCCGCAAGGGCCCUAUUGCCCGCGGCCAGCUGGCCGACGGCGAGGACGUGCUGUCCGACAAGGCGCUGCUGUGGGGGCCGCUGAAGUUCCUCGAGCGAGGGGGUGGCGAUAUGCGCUUUAGCUGCGUUGCGUUGGCUGGGUCGUUGGAUUAGGGUGGUGAUGGUGAUGAUGAUGAUGAUGGGGGUGGCUGGUCUGCGACUACCUACCUGCCUGGGUAUGCUUUCUCUAGGGGUGGGCGAUUGGGGAUGUCUGUAUAAGUUAAGCCGUAGUGUACGAUGCUGUAUCCAUCGUCAUGUUUUUCGUGAAAGCCAGGCUGCUUUUCAUAGGCGUACAGAUAAACAAUAAUACACUUAGAGUUAUAAGGGGGAAGGCCUAUAGGGCUGUUUAUUUUAGAACGGUCAAUAUACCGCUCUAGUCCUGGUUUCGAUAGAAGCAACACGAGCAAUAUGAAUACUCUAAUGAUACCAUUUAUAAUCGACUUCAGUAAUCUUCG